AUGGUUGAGGAGGCGGAGAAAUACGCAGCGGAGGACAAGGAGAAGAGAGAGGCUGUGGAUGUGAAGAACCAGGCUGACUCCAUGAUCUACCAGACGGAGAAGCAGCUCAAGGAGCUUGCCGAGAAGGUUCCUGCGGAGCUUGGUCAAACGGUUUACUCUCAAGGAGGGGCCCCCGGUGCUGAUGGUGCUGCUCCUGGCGCUGGUGCCGGUCCUACACCCGGCAGUGCUGCUGGCGGCAACCCCAAUGAUGUGAUUGAUCCCGAUUUCACCGAUUCGAAAUGA
Closterium sp. Naga37s-1 is the source of this 282-nucleotide messenger RNA. The record is from the annotation of a GenBank genome assembly. Lineage: Eukaryota; Viridiplantae; Streptophyta; Zygnematophyceae; Desmidiales; Closteriaceae.